CGCACGUUGGCAUAUGUUGAGAAAGUUGAGUAGUAGGCCUUUCACUUUAUCCUCUUUAAUAAAAUAUUCAACAAUGUCUUCAAAACAAGUUCUCGAAGAAAAAAUAAAAGAGCAAGGGGACCUCGUCAGGAAGCUGAAGGCGGCGAAAGAAAGCAAAGACAAAAUCACCGAGGAGGUAACCAAACUUCUCGAGUUGAAAGCCAAGUUAGGAGAAGAUGAUGAAAUUCGUGGCAACCAAAAAGUUACGCUUAAGACACCAAAGGGCACGAGGGAUUUCGGCCCGGAGCAAAUGGCCCUCAGGUUAAAUGUGUUGGAUAAAAUCGUGUCAGUAUUCAAGAAGCACGGGGCUGUGACCAUCGAUACCCCCAUAUUCGAACUGAAAGAGGUGCUAACAGGCAAGUACGGGGAAGAUUCGAAGCUUAUAUACGAUUUGAAAGACCAGGGCGGCGAAAUCCUCUCGCUGCGGUACGACCUUACAGUUCCUUUCGCUCGAUACCUCGCUAUGAACAAGAUUACCAAUAUCAAACGUUACCAUAUUGCAAAGGUUUACAGGAGAGACAACCCUUCGGUGACCCAAGGAAGGUACAGGGAAUUCUUCCAAUGCGAUUUCGAUAUAGCCGGCGCUUAUGACCCCAUGCUGCCCGACGCAGAAUGCAUAAAAAUCGUCUACGAAAUACUAUCGAGUUUAAACAUGUCCCCGUUCGUAAUCAAGCUGAAUCACCGGAAACUAUUGGACGGCAUUUUAGAAAUCUGCGGAGUACCAUCGAAUAACAUCAGAGCCAUCUGCUCGGCUGUAGAUAAAUUAGAUAAGACCCCUUGGGAAGAAGUGAGGAAGGAGAUGAUAGAAGAGAAAAACCUUCCGCCGGAAUCUGCGGAUAAAAUCGGAGAGUACGUCCGGCUGAAUGGCAAAACUGAAUUAAUAGAUAAAUUAAUGGCAGAUGAAGUUUUAAACAAAAACAAAAACGCUUUAGAAGGGCUAGAAGCGAUGAAAAUUUUAUUGAAUUACUGCGAAUUAUACGACACUAAAGACAAGGUUCUUUUCGAUCUAAGUUUAGCUAGAGGCCUCGAUUACUACACAGGGGUAAUUUACGAAGCGAUAUUGCAGAAAGACGCUUCGAUCAAAGGGGAAAUUUCUGUGGGAUCGGUAGCUGGAGGAGGAAGAUACGAUAACUUAGUAGGAAUAUUCGAUGCUAAAAACAAACAAGUUCCAUGCGUAGGCGUUUCUAUCGGAGUAGAAAGGCUCUUUACCAUUAUGGAAGCGAAGCAGGCACAGUCCGGUGCAAAACAACGAACCUCAGAGAUAGAAGUAUUUGUAGCAACGGCUCAGAAGAAUCUGCUAGAAGAGAGAAUGAAGCUGUGUAAUGAAUUGUGGAAGAAUGGUUUUAAAGUAGAACACUCUUACAAGAAGAAUCCGAAGCUUCUGGGACAGUUGCAGCACUGCGAAGAAAAUGGCAUUCCUAUUGCUCUUAUUCUAGGAGAGAGUGAACUUAAAAAUGGAGUUGUGAAAUUGAGAGAUGUUAACAGCAGACAAGAAAAUGAUGUACAAAGAACGAAUAUAGUUGAGGAGUUGAGAAAUAGAUUGCAGAAUGCUUGUUUAAAUGGAUCUGCUUAGUUCAAUUUAAUUUUCUAUUUAUUUUUAUUUAAAUGAAGCAAUUUAUUUAGAAUUAGUUGUCAAACCUGCACCACCUACGUUUUUGUAUUUUAUUAUACUAAUUAUUAAUACAUUUUUUUGUUUAAUUA
Molecule: messenger RNA, 1740 nt
Organism: Phyllotreta striolata
Lineage: Eukaryota; Metazoa; Arthropoda; Insecta; Coleoptera; Chrysomelidae
Source: the annotation of a GenBank genome assembly